Candida tropicalis MYA-3404 is the source of this 2505-nucleotide messenger RNA. RefSeq lists its product as uncharacterized. The coding region runs from base 1 to 2505 and encodes 834 amino acids. Lineage: Eukaryota; Fungi; Ascomycota; Pichiomycetes; Serinales; Debaryomycetaceae. The record is from RefSeq and is a predicted model, not a curated record. The transcript has a single exon.
AUGAAAUUAUUUAUCCUAAUUACUGCGCUAUUAUUACCUUUUAUUGAUGCUUAUGAAUCUUAUCCAUCAGAUUUUCCCGAACCAACAGUUUUCCCUGAACCAACCAAUUUAGAAGAAUAUGGUAGUUAUAUUACAGGUGAAGCUUCGAUGGUUUAUCCGGGUGGUACUCCUUGUGUUUUAACAUUAACUAAAACAUAUAUUGAAGUGGUUACUUAUGAUCAAUGUCGUCCAUCAGAUUAUGAACCUCCAAGUUACAUUGAUUCAGGUUGUACUACUUAUCAUGAUAAAGAAUAUUGUGGUGGUUAUUGUUUUGUAUAUGCCGAUUGGAUUGAUCAAACUGCAUUGGAAUAUAAAACUCAUUGUGAUACUUCUGGAUGUAAGUUUGUCACCAAUGAUGGUGAACCUCAUUUUGAUUGUGCUGAAACUAAAACUUUAUCAAAUGGUUGUUACGAAGUUUAUAAUCAACAAUAUGAUUAUAUUAUGAUUGAGACUAUAUGUCCAUCUACACUGAAUCCACUUCCUACUGGUUCAAUUUCAGAAUCAUGUUCGCUAGUCACUUUACAAUAUGAUGAAUCUACAUACACAUUAACUUCCUGUCUGGAAUCAAUGGUUGCACAUCCACCAAGCGGAUGUGAAUUCACUUUAAACUCAAUUUUUUCUCGAAAGUAUUUAACUUGUCGUGACCAAUGUACAAAGGUCGGUGCAUCCUCAUUGAAUAGUAAUUCACAGAUUAUUAUGUCACCUUGUACUGCACCAACUGGAGUCCCAACUGGAUGUAUGGAAAAAGAAAGCACUACUUACUGUCCUCCACAAAGAUUCUGUACCAAAUAUGAAACUUCUUCUUAUUAUUCUUCGGGUAAUUACUACUUGUAUGGUUUAACUGAAAGUCUGUGCAGAACUAAUGAAUGUAGUUUCACUACUGUCGGUUCAGGUAUUACAAUUAAUUGUGCUCCUUAUACAAGUACAUUAUAUAAUGGGUGUUUUAUAGUUGAAGAAACAACAUCUGGUAAAGUUACAACUUCAACAAUCUGUGAAACUGACUCCACCGCUUUACCAACAUAUUUGAGUAAUUGUACUAUGGGUACAUAUUUCCCAUCUCAUACUAAUGAUGAAGAUUUUACUGGGUAUACUGUUUGUCCAUAUAAUGUGGUUCUACCAGAAGGUUGUAAAACUACUGAUUGGCCUUACUUUUAUAGUGAAAUAGCUGUAACUUGUAAUCCACCAUGUACUUCAACAUUCACAAGUGGUUCUUCCACAUAUACAACCGUUGUUGAUCCCUGUCCUACAUAUGAAGAUCCAUUAAUCACUGUAUUCCCUACCACUACUGAUUAUGAUGGUUCCUGUGCUUUAUACAAUGGAAAUAUGACUUGCCCAGAUCAUUGUGUAUUAACAAGUUCAGAUGAAUAUUAUGGCGAUACCAUGUAUGUAAAAGCAUCUUAUUCUUGUGAUCCAAGAUUGAGUUGUCUGUUUGUUGGUUAUUGGGGACCUACUCCAUCAUUUAGUUGUAUUACUUAUUCUACAGAAUCAAUAAGUGGUCUUGAAGAUUGUUUUACUAGUUUGAUUUAUCCAUCUUACACCAGUGAUUAUAGUACUAUAUUUACAUUAUGUCCAUGGCAUGUAUCCAUUCCAAUUGGUUGUCAUACUACAAGUUGGCCAUAUUGUUCUGCUCAAGUUAUUGAAACUUGUAAUCCACCAUGUACAUCAACUUAUUCAAGUGGUUCUAAUAUUAUCACUACCACUCUCAAUCCAUGUCCUACAACUUCAGAUCCUAGUCAACCACCGUUUGAAAGUAUUCGUUAUCCUACGGAUUGUGUGUCAUAUAAUUCAUCAAUGACUUGUCCUGAUCAUUGUGGAGAAGGUUGGAAUUUUGAAGGCACUGGAGAAACUAUAUAUAUGUACCGAACAUUCUAUUGUGAUUCUGAUACAACAUGUCUGUUUAAAUCAGAAGAAGCUACUCCUACAUUUAGUUGUUCCAGUAAAACAACUCCUGCUCCGCCAUUUGGAAUUGAUGGUUGUUCCACCAAAAUGUAUACUUUGGGUUCUGAAGAUAGAAUUAUUACUAUUUGCGAUUAUGAAGUUUCCAUUCCUGAAGGUUGUCAAACUACAAAUUCACCAUAUGUUUCGGGAUAUCGAGUUAUUGAAACGUGUAACCCACCAUGUACUUCAGUUUAUUCAAGUUAUACUGAUAUUAGUACUAUCACUUUUGAUCCAUGUCCUACAAAUCCACCUUCAUCACCAACUGAUGACAUCCGUUAUCCAACAGAUUGUGUUUCUUACAUGUCAACAAUGACUUGUCCUGAUCAUUGUGGACUUGGAUGGAAUUAUGAAGGAAAUUCUGAAGGUAUCCAAUUGUAUAAAACUUAUUUCUGUAAUCUGGGUACAGCUUGUCUGUUUAUAACUGGAGAAGGUUCCCCUUCGUUUAGUUGUUCAACUGUUUCAACUUCUGAUUAUUCACCAAUUUAUUCAUGUACUUCACCAUAUUACCCUUCUUCUACUAGUUCUUAG